This is a messenger RNA of Auanema sp. JU1783, 2718 nucleotides long. NCBI's taxonomy places the organism in Eukaryota, Metazoa, Nematoda, Chromadorea, Rhabditida, Rhabditidae. The record is from the annotation of a GenBank genome assembly.
AUGAUAGCCGACAGGAGGAACUCUUUGAUUGAAGCAGUUAGAGGCGAACAAAAAUCUUCACUGACAAAAGAAAACAACUUUUCUACUCCUAUAAAGAGCUCUAUUCAGGACAGGCUAUCGGCGCUUUCAAAGAGCGCUGAUUGUUGGCAGGAUAGAGUAAAGAAAGACGAUGAUCUCUCAAAGUUAAAUCCUUCUUCUCGACGUAUUCCUUGCGCUAGGAAACCUCCUCGUCCUUUGGGAGUUGAAAAUAAGCCACCAACUAACAUAAAAACAUCAAUAAGUUCCUUCGAUAAUCCUUCGAAAGUGGGGAUCCUUCUCAAUAUUGAUAAAGGACUUGAAUCUUUCUUUCCUCAUCAUAACAAUUCUAGCCCGGACGUUUCAUUAAAUCUUGAUCUCGAUUCCGUAGGUAAAACCGAAGUUUUGGUGACACCUCGCCGUCCUAAGCCACGGAGUGUUCAUCGUGGAAAUUUGCGUAUAAAUCGACUUGCUGAGAUCGACACAACAAACAUAUGCAUUGCUGAAGAUCCUAGAGACAGUCUGCCCAAAAUAUCAAUAUUGAAAGAUGAUUUGUCUCAAGAUAUUGCAAAAUCAGCUAAAGAAGGACUGCAAGCUAUUGAGGAUUAUUCAGCAGCGAAGGAUUGUUUGAAACAUCACGAUAAUGCAUCUCCGUAUCCAAAUAAGAUGUUGAUUAGAGUGAAAGGAGAUAAAAAGGUAGAUGUGCGUUUAGUCGCUCCCGUCUCUUCCUCCAUACAUAGCAGCGGCGUGUUUAUACUUGUCACACCUGAUCGACUUCUCAAAUAUGAAGGAGAAAAUAGUAACAUCUUAGAAAGAACUAAGGCUGCCCAAAUAUGUAUUGAUAUUGCUACAAGGGGAGAUUUGUGUUGUUCUGCCAAGAAAGUAGAAGUGGUCACCGGUACAGCUACAGCCUUUCUCAAAUUGCUUGACGGAGGAGAAAUCGGCGAAGAGCCGGCUUUACCCUUGGAACCAUUCGAGUGUACAGUGGCCAGAUUAAACCUGGUAUUAAGAAUCACUGACGAUUAUAAACUUCAGUCGCUUAUCAAGGGAGAACGGGUUAGAUGUUCAUUACUGCAGCCUAAUGAUGCGCUAAUUUUUGAUUUCGGCUCCGAAAUAUAUGUUUGGACCGGAAGAAACGCACGAAAAACAACUGGGCGAUAUGCAGCGGAGUAUGCUCAACAACUAAUGAAAAAGUCCGUGCCCGGUUCGAGUGAGCUAUUGGGAGAAGAUUUCAAAUAUGAACGUCCUGAUUGGGUUCUUUACAGACGGCUAGUCCAGGGAGUGCAAGACAUAUUGUUCUCCUCGAAGUUCUAUGACUGGAAAUCCGCAGAUGCAAAGUUCAUUGGCUCUCCUAUGACUCCUAUAAAUAGCAAACUUUAUAGUCCGCAAUCAGUGAAAAGAAAUUUGAGGGAAGAAUCACGACUAUUAGGAGAUUAUGUGGCAUCUCUUCGUCAUCCUCCACCGAUUACUACAUUAGAGGAUCAAGAUAUCGGAAGAGAAAUGAAGGAUGUUGUAACGGAAAAUCAACAAUUUUUUGAACUAAGAGGGGAAGAACUUUUGGAAAUUGACAAUACGACUGUCCUUCGUUCCAAUUCUUGUUAUGUCAUUAGAUGGCAAUAUCGGAUUCAAGUGUCAGGUGUUCGAAAACUUCAAACUGGAGAGGAAUCUGAGAAGGAAACUGGAAGGGAACGUGUCGCAUUUUUUUAUUGGCUGGGCAAAGACACAACUUCAAAACAACAAGGUCUCUGCGCUCUCAAACUGAGUCAUAUGGAUAGAGACAAGUAUCCUCACAUUCGGGUUAUGCAGGGAAUGGAGACUUCGCUCUUUCUCCAAUUAUUCCAAGGAAAACUUGUCAUUAAAACACCCUCUAAAGUAGAAUUAGCUUACUUCCUCGUUUGCGGAGCAAUACCCCAGGAAGGUCAUGCUGUACAAAUCGACGAGUCACAGCCUCUACGCGCACAUGCUGUAUAUAUUGAAAUUAACCAAAACAUUCGACUUGUAGCAGGCUGUGACUGCCGUGAAAAUGCUGUCAAAACGGGUCUGAUACUAGCAAAUGUGAUAGAAGAUAAUCACAAAACCUUUUCUCUGUCGCCAUCAGCCUCUACCUCAAUCUCUAUUCAAGGCGAUGAUAAAAGCCUCAAUUGGAUAUUCGCUCGCGGUCGACUUCAUUGCCCUCGAUUCUUCAGAAUUUACGAAACAGAAGUUGAGGAACUAUUUUGUCCUCAAUACCAUAAUGAACUGGAAUUUCCUAUUGAGCAGAAUCGAUUAUCUGAUACUGUUAUUAUUGACGCCGGAAAACAUCUUUGGCUUUGGUCUGAGAGACCCCCUUCAAACUUCACUCUUCAUGUUGUUCAACAGUACUGGUCGAAAAGUAAUAGUCAAGCUACUGUUGUCAUAAAAGGAAAUGAGCCCAGUGAGUUCAUUGCUCUUUUCUCAACUUGGACAAGUUGGGAAGCGGUGGAGCAACCGGUGGCUUCACCACCCAGAAACUUAAAGGAAGUCGUCGAUGAGCGCUCGAAAACUUUUCCGUUAGAGGCAUUGCGGAAAAGAACGGAUCUGCCAGAAGGGAUAGACCUGAACAGUCUGGAACAGUACUUGACUGAUGAGGAAUUCCAGAAAACUUUUGGAAUGAUGUUGCAAGAGUUCCACGAACUUCCUGACUGGAAACAGAUCCGUCUUCGGAAAGAGGCCGGCUUGUUCUAG